AUGGCGGCCAACGCUUAUGUACUCAUCAACGUGGAACCCGCCAGGACGCAGGAGGUUAUCGACCGCCUGAACGCCAUCAGUGGCGCGUCGGUGCGCGAGGUGCUGGGACCCUACGACGUUGUGGUGGAACUGGAAGCCGGAACGGUCGAGGACCUCACCGAGAUCAUGCGCCACCGCAUUCGCCCCAUCAAUGGGGUCAGCAACACGGUCACGUGUUUGUGGUUCACCAACAUCUAG
Messenger RNA from Geodia barretti, 237 nucleotides. NCBI's taxonomy places the organism in Eukaryota, Metazoa, Porifera, Demospongiae, Tetractinellida, Geodiidae. The record is from the annotation of a GenBank genome assembly.